GCGGGGCGAUGAGCCGCUCGGAGCCGCGCUCGGUGGCUGUCGCCUCGGAUUGAAUUUCUGCUCGGAGCUGCUCGGAUUUCUUCCCCACCCCGGAGGUCAGGUUGACAGGCUCCGGUCCGCAGAGCCGCACUUUGCCKGGAAGUUUCCCCCAGCAGCGSAGCUCCACCGGCCGCGGCGCGCCGGCGCGGACAGCCGGAGGACAUGGAGCGGCUUUAGGAGGAGAUAAAGCCCGGAGGAGGGAACCUCUUCAGGCCGAACAGGAACCAGGACCACGUUCAAGGGAGCACCGGGAAGCCGGACCUCGUCCUUCUCCUCCGGAUCCGAUGGCUGAAAUGCUGAACCCGCCGGCCCUGCUGAGCAUGCCCCGGAGCCCCACCUCCAGCGAGGACGAGAUGGCCCAGAGUUUUUCCGACUACUCCGACGACGGCGCCUCCGACAGCUCCCGGGAGGAAACCAUCUACGAGACGAUAAGGGCGACCGCCGAGCCGCCGCAGAACCACAUGGACGACAUCCAGUCCAACUCGCAGGUGAUCCAGGUCCUCAUCCCCGACCUGCAGCAGACGAAAUGCAUGCGGUUCAACCCGGACGCGACGGUCUGGAUCGCCAAGCAGCGGAUCCUGUGUUCGCUCAACCAGACGCUGAAGGACGUCCUGAACUACGGCCUCUUCCAGCCGGCGAGCAACGGGAGGGACGGCAAGUUCCUGGACGAAGAGCGCCUCCUCCGAGAAUACCCACAGCCAAUCAGCAAGGGCGUCCCCUGCCUGGAGUUUCGCUACAAGAGCCGAGUCUACAGACAGCCCAACAUCGAUGAGAAGCAGAUCGCCAAACUUCAUACCAAGGCCAACCUGAGGAAGUUCAUGGACUCGAUUCAGCAGAACCAGGUGGACAAAGUGGGGAAGCUGUUGGAGCGAGGCCUCGACCCAAACUACCACGACGGUGAAACUGGAGAGAGCCCGCUGACGGCGGCGGCCCAGCUGGACAGCGGCGUGGAGAUGAUCAAGGUUCUGAAGAACGGAGGAGCUCAUCUGGACUUCAGGGCCAAGGACGGCCUGACGUCCCUCCACAAAGCCGCGCGCGCCAAGAACCAGCUGAUCCUCAUGACGCUGCUGGAGCUGGGAGCGUCUCCAGACUAUAAGGACAGCCGCGGCCUGACGCCGCUGUACCACAGCGUGGUGACGGGCGGAGACCCCGGCUGCUGCGAGCUGCUGCUCAGCCAGCAGGCCUCCGUCUGCUGCCAGGACGAGAACGGCUGGCACGAGGUCCACCAGGCCUGCCGCCACGGCCAUGUGCAGCAUCUGGAGCAUCUGCUGUUCUACGGAGCGCUGAUGGGCGCCCAGAACGCCUCGGGGAACACCGCCCUGCACAUCUGCGCCCUCUACAACCAGGAUAACUGUGCCAGAGUGCUGCUGGUCCGUGGAGCUGACAAGGAAGUGAAGAACUACAACAGCCAGACUCCAUUUCAGGUGGCCAUCAUCGCAGGAAACUUUGAGCUCGCCGAACUCAUCAAGAACCACAAAGACUCUGAUAUAGUGCCUUUCCGUGAGGCUCCAGCCUACUCCAAGCGCCGGCGGGGUCCGUCCUCUGGCAGCGGAAACGGCCAGUCCCCGUCCUCGCUGUCGGCGCCCCGGGUCCUCCUGCGCUCCAACAGCGACAACAACCUUUCUGUGAGCCAGUACCAGCAGCAGCAGCACGGUUCCCCUGGAAACUGGGCCCCCCAUCUGCAGCAGCACCAGAGCCACCAACACCGGGCCCCCCAGCAGGGCCACGCGCAGCCUGGCUCCUCAGCUUUGCACCGCAGCCUGUCCCCCCAGCUGGUCCAGCAGAUGCCCAGCGGCAGCCCCAAUGGCAACGUGGUGGUCCGCACUAUGGGGCGGGGGGCCAGGAGCCGCUCCCCCUCCCUCAGUCGGCUGGGCGAGGAGAGCCGGCGGGCUCACACCGCACAGCGCCAGCCCAGCCCCAGCGGUCACGGCGAGGCGCCCGGCCCCAGGAGGAAGCUGUACAGCGCCGUUCCAGGCAGACAUUUCGUGGUGGUUCGCUCUUACUCCACCCAGACUGAGGGAGAAAUCAACCUCUACAAAGGCGACAGGGUCAAAGUUCUGAGCAUCGGAGAGGGGGGAUUCUGGGAGGGCAGCGCCCGCGGCCAGGUGGGCUGGUUUCCGGCCGACUGCGUGGAGGAAGUCCCGGCCAAGGCCACCGAGGAAAGGACCUAUUCCCGAGCGGACCGGGCCGACAGACGGAAACUCUUCAGACAUUACACCGUGGGCUCGUACGACAGCUUCGACGCCUCCAGUGACUGCGUGGUGGAUGAGAAGACGGUGGUGCUCCAGAAGAAGGAGAAUGAGGGCUUCGGCUUCGUCCUGCGCGGGGCCAAAGCCGACACGCCCAUCGAGGAGUUCACGCCCACGCCGGCCUUCCCGGCGCUGCAGUACCUGGAGUCGGUGGAUGAGGGCGGUGUGGCCUGGCAGGCGGGGCUCCGGACGGGCGACUUCCUCAUCGAGGUGAACCAGGAGAACGUGGUGAAGGUGGGCCACAGGCAGGUGGUCAACAUGAUCCGCCAGGGAGGAAACCGGCUUCUGAUCAAAGUGGUGACAGUGAGCCGGAAUCUGGACCCCGAAGACACGGCGCGCAAAAAAGCUCCUCCGCCGCCGAAGCGAGCCCCGACCACCGCCCUGUCCAUGCGCUCCAAGUCCAUGACGUCAGAGCUGGAGGAACUCGUGGAUAAAGCCACACUAAGGAAAAAGAAAGGUGAUGCGCAGAAGAAGAGGAUUGUUUUCCAAGUGACUCUAAAUAAAGUGGAAGAGAUGACGCACGCCCAGAAGAGCUCACCUGUGGACACGAAGAUCGCCACCAUCAAACCUCGACCCUCCAGUCGCUGCUUGGUCACUCCCACCGACAUGAAUUCCAUGUAUCACGACCGCCAGGGAGUAGCAGUGGUGCCGCCCACUGUGCCGGGAGCCUACCUGGGGAUCCCAGAGAAGGGCACCAUGAGGAAGCAGAAGUCUAUAGGUACGUCGGAGGAUGAUAAACAGGGACUCCUUACGCCUCCCCUGCUCAAGUUCUCCCGGAGCCUCUCGAUGCCUGACACCUCAGAGGACAUCCCGCCUCCCCCAGCGAUUUCUCCCCCUUCACCACCUGCCUACAACUCGGCUCCCGGACCUACAGCCAAGAACUACGGCACCACUCGGCCGAGCUUCACCCAGAACUCGCCCAACGCCGUGACGACCAUCAGCCGGACCACCGAUGUCGGCAGGUUACGGCGUGGAUAUUUCCGCCAGAGCUCUGAGCAGUUUGAGAGCACGCGCAUUAGAGGGCGCACACCUGUACCCGAGAACCCGUACUCCGAAGUCGGCAAUAAGACCCUAUAUGUGCCAGCGAAACCAGCUAGAAGGAAGGGAAUGCUGGUGAAGCAGCCAAAUGUUGAGGACAGUCCAGAGAAAACGUGUCAUGUGCCAUCUAGUCCCUCAGGCCCGGUUUCCAUGCCAACCACACCUGUCGAAAGGACCUGCUCCUCCAUCCCUAUACCCACCAUCAUCGUUAAAGAACCUUCCACCAGCAGCAGUGGCAAAAGCAGCCAGGGUAGCAGCAUGGAGAUUGAACCCACUACGCCAGAACAUCCGCCUCUAACGCCCUCCAUUGGUGGGAGCGGAGGGUUGCGUCCUGAGGACCCGCUGUCUCUUAACAACCCGUUCGCAGCAGCUAUUGCCGGAGCGGUGCGCGACCGUGAAAAGAGACUCGAGGCGAAGAAACACUCGAUCGCUUUUCAGUCAAUAGACAUAGGAGAUGAUGAAAUGAGUGGCCCUGCACCGACUCCUCGUCUUCGCCAGUCCAAGUCCAUAGAUGAAGGCAUGUUCAGCAGUGAUGAGCGCCUUCGACGGAUAUUGGCUCCUCCUUCUACAGUGCAGCUUGGACGCCCUGUUGGUGGUGGCAGUGGAAAUAUGACAGAUUUCAACACGCCUGAGCCCACAGUGGUUCGGGAGCCUCUGAACACGAGAACAGGCCAGUGUCCCAAUCUGGACAGUCCAGUGAGUCUCCCAGCCACUCCUCCUAAGAGCCACUACAAGGCUAAUGGGACCUACCUCCAUCCUGUCACUGGUAAACCUUUGGACCCGAACUCUCCUCUGGCUCUGGCUUUGGCAGCUCGUGACCGGGCCAUGAAAGAGCAACAGAACCACCCUCAGAAUCAGCCAAUAAAUCCUCCUCAGGUUCAGCAAACCUCCAAGCACGAAGCCCAGUCCCUGCCACUUCAGCAGAGUCAUAAACCGGACCUCAACCAACCACUUUUUAUUGACACCAAACUACGCUCGGGGAUUGAGACCAGCUUUGCAGCGAUCUCCUCGGCCACCAUGGGGCGGCCGGGUCGAGGUGGCCUCCGGCGACAGAUGACAGAGCACAAAUAUGAGUCUGACGGUGCGCGGGAGCAGCGGCAGCAUCAGACCGUCGAGGAGAGAAAAAGCGCGCCAGCAAACGUGGCAGACUCGUCGCAACCCAAGUCAACUGGGCUGUUGAUGGUCCACACGAGCACAGACACGACAAACAACAAGACGAACAACCAGGAGGUAGAGGUGCAGGAGAGCAACCGACCCUCUGAGCUGAAGGACCCUAACCAGCCUGACCCUCACAAAGUCCCAACCCUUAUGUCCAAUCCUCAGCAAGCUGCCUCACGGAGAAGAAGUGUUCCUUUAGGAGAAUCUUUGGAAGAACCAGUGAAGCUGCCCUUCCGCAUCCCCCCUCCACCRCUAGCAUCAGUCGACAUCGAUGAGGACUUUGAAUUUUCAGAGCCUCUUCCCCCACCRCUGGAGUUUGCUAACAGUAUUGACAUUCCUGAUGACCAGGCCAGCGCCAUUGCAGAAAUGAUUCAGAAACAGAGACGGAAUGGAGGACCUGGUUUACCCCCUUACCAUCCACACGCCCCUCCAUCUGUCAGUGAUCACCACAARCGCGUGUUAAACAACAUGCCCCCCUCCUACCAUCCAGCUCCACCUGAUACAGAGUCCGGGGUGGCGGAUUCUGGCAUCGAGGAGGCAGACAGCCGCAGCAGCGGAGAUCCUCAGCACAUGGAAACCACCAGCACUGUCUCCAGCAUCUCCACCCUGUCAUCAGAGGGAGGCUUCUGCGACAGCACUUUGGAGAGUCUCUACGCCACCGCAGAUGGACACGCCUUCCUGGUGGACCGGCCCCCUGUCCCACCCAAACCCAAGGGCAAGUCCGUCAUCAACAGAACAUCGCUUUAUCACGAYGCUCUCAUUGAAGAGCCCCCUGAGUCUUAUGGGUCGCCGCCUCAAGCRCCUCCCCCUCCCCCUUCAUCUUCUGAGCCUCCUAGGACUCCUUCACAAAGGACAUCCAAGCUGUGGGGCGAUCAGCCCCCCGAGCUACGCAGCCCCCCAUCCACGCCAGACUCCAAGAACACGGUGAUUACCGAGCUCAGCUCYAUCCUGCAGCACAUGAAUCGCGACAGGCCGACCAAGCCAGGAGAGGGUCUCGACUCCCCCACUGCKACCAGAGGGGGCUUCACAUCCAGCUCCUGUCUCCUCAUCUUCAUUUCCCCCAGUGUCCUGUUGUCCCUUCACUUCUUCUUCUUCUUCCUUCAUGCCCCCCAGUGUGUCCCACCUCCACAGGUAGGUCCCAGCAGCUGCUCAGCGCCUUCCUUUGUUCAUGUCCAGACGCUCCACUGAGUUCACGAUCUAAAGUAUAAAAACAAAAGUUCAAUGAACUUCAUGCAAACACACAAAGUGAAAUAAGUACUGACACCUUCACUGAUUUUCUAAGUAAAUAUUUUACCUAAAAAUGCUGUUCACAUUAAAUCAACAGCAUUUUGGUAAAAACACAAG
Poecilia reticulata (guppy) is the source of this 5828-nucleotide messenger RNA. The record is from RefSeq and is a predicted model, not a curated record. NCBI's taxonomy places the organism in Eukaryota, Metazoa, Chordata, Actinopteri, Cyprinodontiformes, Poeciliidae.